CCAUCCUGCUCACACACUUGAUUUAUACCAUGCUGUGCUUUCCGUCGAAACAAAAUGCGAAUACCUGAGUGUGUCCCCAGUGAGCUACCGAGUGGGGUCGAUAUUUUAUUCGAGUUGGCAAAACGGAGAGAUGAACGGGUUUACAACCUUUUGGAACAGGACGAACGUCUACUAAACUGUCGUGACGGAAAUGGAAACAGCCUACUUCACUGGUCCGUCUUUCUAAAUGACGCGUACCUGACGUGCUACUUGCUCCAGAAGGGGGCGGACGUGAACGCCAAGGCGCACAACGCACAAACUCCGCUAUUCUGGGCAGUCUCCGGAAGUAACCUUCACAUGAUCCACCUUUUGAGGAAGCACGGGGGGGACAUAUUCCAUACCGACGACAAGGGUUACAGUUGCUUAACCAUAAGUACUCAGUAUGGACAUGUUCUAUGCUUCCUCUAUUUAAUCCAUUUGGGGGCAUCACUCACACAUAGAGACCUGAACAGUUGCUCUAUCCUUGACUGGGCAGCAUACAACAACAAUAUAUUUUUCCUUCGUCUACUGUCGAAAGUUUCUCCUAACUUAUUUUCGAUCGAUUUGAAGAAUCCGGCGUCCACUUUGCACAAGGCAAUCAUUGGGAAUGCCUACGACGCGGUCGUCUUCCUCGUGUUGCAUGGUCACCAGAAUGUGCACGACAUCUCCACGGAGGAAGAGAAAACCGUUACGCAGUUCGUCGAAGAGCAUAAGGAUAAGGUGGACAGAAGUAUCUACAAUUUUGUCACUUGCAGGAAGGUGCAGCAGCUGUGCAGGAGGCGAGGUGGAAAAGAGGACCCAACUUUGUAUGAGCCCAGUGGGACGAUCGGUCCCUACGUCAUUUCAAGAAGGAAAAAGCUUUCCACCCUAUGCAAGAUCCGCCAUGCAUUCACCCAGGACAAGACCCUGCUGCUGUAUCCCGCCACGAUCAUCCUCUCCCAUCUGUACAAUUCGUGCAUACACUUCUUUUACACAAGAGGGGCGUUCCUGGGGAAGAGCCCUCUGUGGGAUGUUGCCCACCCAAUGCUAUUCAUACUUUACUACAUGGUCGUUUCGAGUGACCCCGGUUAUUUAGAAGAAGAGGGAAAUCCGGCAUGUGAUAUCAAAGCGGAUAAAAAGGACCCAUUGCAUCCCACAGACGUAAACCCCAACAACAGCACAAAUUUGACUUUUCGAAAAAUUAUAAAAAAUGUGAAGGAGGAAAUAAAAUUGUAUGAGGAAAAAAAUAAAUUAACCUCUUUCUGCGAAAUGGUAAAAUGGAAGAACAUCAGUGAAGUGAAGAAUAGCUUGCAGAUAAAGUUGGAUGCACAAGGAUUCGAGGUAACCUCCUUUGACGUGAAGAAGUUAUGUCCUACUUGCUUCCUCUUUAAGAACCUACGAACGAAGCAUUGUCGUUUCUGUGGCAGGUGCGUAGACAUAUAUGACCACCAUUGCUUAUUUACGCUAAACUGCAUGAGUGUAGACAACGCAAAAGUCUUCCUAAUAUGGAUCGUGUCAAAUCUUCUAUUCCACUUUUGGAAAAUAUAUAUACACAUAUUAUGUGUGUUUAUGAGGUUGGACUUCUUAUCGUCUUCACUAGUUUUCCGAGGAGUAUCCCUAUCGGUAGUCCUAAUAAGUUUGUUGCACUUGUAUUUCAUGGGGGUUAUUUUUUUAAGGUCCGUGCUGAACAUUUUGGAGAAUAUCACAUCAAAUGAGAAGUUUAAAAUGUAUUCCUCCAACACUUUUUUUUUGUACGAGUUGAAGAAAGACAAGAAUAAUGAACCCGUUGUGGUCAGAAAAUUCAAGAACCCGUUUGACAAAGGGGCCCUUUUUAAUUUCAUUCACUUUUUUACAAAGUCUAAGGAUCAUUUGUCUAACCCGGAGAGGCAAUUCAUUCGCGUAGACGACAGCGUGCAGAGCGCGUCGGUGAGAGCCUUCGUGGACAAACUGAAUGGGGAGCUGCGUCGGGUUUAUGCGAAGAGGUGA
Plasmodium coatneyi is the source of this 1983-nucleotide messenger RNA. RefSeq names its product Palmitoyltransferase. The record is from RefSeq and is a predicted model, not a curated record. Gene Ontology annotation, molecular function: palmitoyltransferase activity; protein binding. The coding region runs from base 55 to 1983 and encodes 642 amino acids. NCBI's taxonomy places the organism in Eukaryota, Apicomplexa, Aconoidasida, Haemosporida, Plasmodiidae. Gene Ontology annotation, cellular component: Golgi membrane. Gene Ontology annotation, biological process: protein palmitoylation. The transcript is spliced from 6 exons.